CAUGUUCCAGGUUCAAAUUAUAUUAUUACAUUUAUGAUAGAAAGACUUUUUGAACAUUUGAAGUCCAGUUUUAUUGAAAUGGGGUUUUUUUAUGAUUUCAGAGGAUUUCUUUGACAUCCCGUCCAGUUCUCCCUCAGUCACAGACACUUCGCCUGUUAGUUUGGCUCUUUGCAUCCUCCUGUUAAUUUUAUCAGUUGUUUUUCUUGUACGUAGAAAGAGGAAAAACGUGAUGAAGACCAAUAGAAGGCCAAAGGAUCAGACUGAAGAUGUUCGAGUUUCCACUGAGGAAGACAGAGAGAGAGAGCAGCUCAAUAUGAAGUUGCCAAUAACUUCAAGGCAGCAGCUCCAGGAGGAACAACAGAGGAGGGAGGAUGCUGAAAAUACACUUGGCGACCUGCAGAACGAUAAAGAAAAGCUGGAAAACGAGCUCCAGGAUGAGAAGAAGAGGAAUGAGGACCAAGAAGCAAAACUCAAAGAGUUGGAGAAGAAGAAUACUGAAAUCAUCAAUCAGCUCCAGCAGGAGAAAGAAACAUUAGAGGAGCUGAAGAAGCAGCUGGAGUCCAAAAAUCAGGAGCUUUCUGACAGCAUCAGUGAGCUUAACAGGGAGAAAAUGAUAAGGGAGAGUGAAAUAAACACCAUGAAGAAUCAGCUGGAGUCCAACAAACAGGAGAUGAUGAAAUCUGAGAGGGAGAAGGAUGAAAUCAUUACGAAGCUGAGGCAGACGAUCCUUGCACUGGAAUCAAAGGUCAGUCUCCAGGAGGAGAAACAGAGAAGGGAGAAAGCUGAGAAACAAGUUCAGAUGUUGCCAACAGAAACAGAGGAGGAGAAACAGAACAAAGAGGAAACUGAGAAAAAAGUUCAGACCUUGCAGAUCAAAACAGAGAAGAUUUCUCAAAUCAACAGUCCGUCCAAGCAGAAGAAAUAGACACUGAAGGAGCCUCAGAAAGAAGUCAAGGAACAGCCCAAAAAUCAGUGCUGUGCUUUCUGAUUCGAUUUUUAUUUUUAAAUAAUUAGUUUACAUUUAUGUUUACAUAAAGUGUGAUAAAGCAAAUUGCAAGGCACCUAUAUGUGUAUGUGUGUGUGUGUGUGUAGGACAGCGAGCAAUUUUAAAAUGUGUAACUUGAAUGCUGUUAUACCCCCAACUGGUCACAGCAGAUGUCCGCCCCUCCCUGAGCCUGAUUCUGCUGGAGGUUUCUUCCUCUUAAAUGGGAGUUUUUCCUUCCAACUGAAACCAAGAAACUGGACUCACAUGGGAUUUUUUUUAUUGUUGGGGUUUUCACUGUAUUAUUGUAGGAUCUUUACUUUACAACAUAAUGAACUUUGUUUUUGUGACGGUUCUUA
Messenger RNA from Oreochromis aureus, 1341 nucleotides. Its product is annotated as chromosome partition protein Smc-like. The transcript has 10 exons. Bases 92 to 925 code for a protein of 277 amino acids. The record is from RefSeq and is a predicted model, not a curated record. Lineage: Eukaryota; Metazoa; Chordata; Actinopteri; Cichliformes; Cichlidae.